Protobothrops mucrosquamatus (brown spotted pit viper) is the source of this 2525-nucleotide messenger RNA. RefSeq names its product G-patch domain and KOW motifs (gene GPKOW). The record is from RefSeq and is a predicted model, not a curated record. Gene Ontology annotation, cellular component: spliceosomal complex. The transcript is spliced from 11 exons. Gene Ontology annotation, molecular function: nucleic acid binding. Gene Ontology annotation, biological process: mRNA splicing, via spliceosome. Lineage: Eukaryota; Metazoa; Chordata; Lepidosauria; Squamata; Viperidae. Bases 15 to 1478 code for a protein of 487 amino acids.
AUAGUGAAUAGAAGAUGGCCGAGGAAAGCGAGAAGCCAGCCGGUGUGCCAGCAGUUCCGGUGUCGUUCAGUUUUUCCCGAACGAGCGGACGGAAGCGGUUUCUCCAUAUAACUGGGCAGGAUGGCAAGGAAGCGAAACAGGAACCCGAUUUCCUCUCCGCGGUUGAAGGGAAAGAAUUGCAAAGUGUUCGACCAGCCCCUCAGCCAAAAGAGCUUGUCAUUCCCUUGAUCCGAAAGAAUCAGUGGAAGAAGCCUGAGGUAUCUGCAACCCAUCAGGAGCAGGAUGGGAUGAAUGGUGUUGAUGCACAAGCAGUCAAAGAACUCAUUGAAGAAUCCAAGAAAUCCCAGGAACUGUGGGAAAGUGGAAGCAAGGUAGACCCCAACUUUGCAAUUCCUCUCCUCAUGGUGAACCGUGUGCCUGAUGGCUUUGAAGACGGGGACAAAGUGGAUGUCAGCCUCCGCCCAGAAGCGUCAACUGAGGCAGAUUAUGAAGAGGUACCAGUGGAAGCUUAUGGUCUUGCUAUGUUGAAGGGCAUGGGCUGGAAGGCAGGAGAAGGCAUUGGGCACACAUUUAAACAGGACGUGAAGCCAGCAGAAAACCGUCUUCGGCCCAAGGGCUUGGGCCUUGGAGCAGAUCGCUCAGCAGCCAAGGACUUGCAGCCCUCAGGAUCCCGGCGACCCCCAAAACCUGGCGAGGAACCUUCAAAGAGCAAAGAUGAACCUUUGGGGUUGGUUCCAGGAGGCGCUGUCUUCAUCGAAAGUGGACCUCAUAAGGAGCUGUACGGAAAGAUUGAAGGUGUUGAUGGAGAUAAUGCUCGUGUCAUGGUGAAACUGGCAAUUGGCAACAAAGUGGUCACUGUGAGUCAACAUGGAGUUCGGCCUGUUACCCAGAAAGAAUACGAUAAGCUGGCUAAAGACUUAAGUCGCCUCAGCAAGGCUCACAAAGAGAAGGAGGAGGAACAAAAAAACGAGGCCAAGGACAGCUCGGAUAACAGGGCCUCCAAGGGAAAAAACGAGAGCAGGGACAAAAAAAGGAAGCACCCAGCCGAUGCAGAUAGAGAGAACCAUACUGGGAAGCAGAGUAAGUCUACUGACAGUUCCUCUUCCAGAGCUACUCACUGGUUACGCCAAGAUCUGCGAGUCCGUUUUAUAGAUAAGCUCUACAAAGGGGGCAAAUAUUAUAAUACUAAGAUGAUAAUUGAAGACGUCCUCAAGCCAGAUACUUGUGUUUGCCGAGUAGACAAAGGACAAAUUCUGGAUGGUAUCCAUGAGUCCAUGCUGGAGACUGUAAUUCCUCGGAAUGAUUCAGACUGGGUUAUGGUGGUAUUAGGGGAGCAUGCUGGAAAGAUGGGCCGUAUUCUGCGUCGAGACAAGGGACAGAGUCGUGCAGUGGUGCAACUGCAACAGGAUGAAGAAAAGCUUCUGACCCUGGAUUAUGAUGUAAUCUGUCACUAUGUUGGUGGCGUCGAGGAUGAUUGACAUCCACAGCUCCUCCAAAAAGAGAACAUCUACAGAACAGAGGAAUUUCUCUUCUGAGGCUCAAAAUAAAGAGCCAAGUUCAUAAUCUCAGCGGAAUAGUGUUGGAAGUAUUAAGCAUGACAAAUGACACUGUUGGCAGCCUUCAUAUGCACAGCAAUCCAUGAUUCAUAUUCAGUUAUUUGGCUUUUUUUUUCCUAAUGAAAGUUAGAUGGGCUGUUACUUUUGGCUAGUGACAUGAUCAAAAUCUCUGAAUCAAUGAUGGUGCUCCAGAAUCAGCCAAAAACAAGGCACUAUGUGGCACAAUCAAACUGUUGCUGGUCAUCUCUGGAUCUAGAGGACUGAAAAUUAAGCCACUCCUAGCAACAAGGAGUUCUGAUUUAGAACUAGUGGUUCAUGGGCUUCCAUUAUAAAUUAUUCUUUGGGAUAUGGAGUUAUAAUCUCUUAAAUUCUUUUCUAGAGAAUAACUACUACAAUUUGUGUCAUCUGCUGAAAAUUUGGGAUUGAAGGCUGGUAAAAUGUAUGUAAAAAUAACUUGCUUUUAAACUAAAAUUUUCAAAACAUUCAAGGAUGGAACCUGGAACCAAUGUAUCUUCCUGAUUUUUUUCAGGAUGGUCAUUUUUUUAAAUGAACUUAUAUUCACAAAAUCCUGAAGCAAUUAGUAGACAGAAAAGAGAAUUGCUACACUGUAUGGAAGUUUGCAAAAGUUAUUUUGUUAGAAGAAACUGACAAGAUUACAAGGCAUUCCUGGAAGAAGGAAUAAUACUUAUUUUACAUUAUCCUGGGGUGUGUAUUUUCAUCAUAGCCCUAAACAUAAAUAAGCAUCAGAAAUAAACAGAUGAAUCAUCUUUUGGGAAGUGUCUGAUUUUGCUAAAACAAAUAAGAUUGUGUGUAAAUUUCCCUCUCAAAAUGUCAUGUAAAAUUACUGUCCAUUUUCCUGCCACCGGUGUAAAAAUGAAUACAACUACUAUGUGUAAAUUAAGUUUCAUGGAUUUCACUGAUAGUUUACUUUCAUUUUGGCUAUAAUAUAAGUAAAGUCUUAUUUUUGCC